This is a messenger RNA of Naegleria lovaniensis, 1368 nucleotides long. RefSeq lists its product as uncharacterized. The record is from RefSeq and is a predicted model, not a curated record. The transcript has a single exon. Bases 1 to 1368 code for a protein of 455 amino acids. NCBI's taxonomy places the organism in Eukaryota, Heterolobosea, Eutetramitea, Acrasida, Naegleriidae.
AUGAUUAAAAAGAACCAAACCAUCAGCAAGCCGAAAACUCGCCAUCAAAGAAAAAAGACUUUACGUCAUGAUGAAAAAUGGUAUGAUCGAUCGGAGAAUCGAAGAUGUCUAUCGGAAAUUGGAUCCGAUUGUUUGACAGAUAUUUUCAAGUUUUUCGUUAAAUCUGCUAUGGAUCUACUUGUACUCUCUCACAUUUCUAGCGAAUGGAGAUUAUUAAUCAAUUCCAAUCCAUUACUAUGGAAUUGUAAAAUUACAUCCAAAUAUGAAAACAGAUGUUUAUCAUUUUACGGAUUGAAUGUGCAAAAAAGCCAAAUGUUGAAGCAAUUUCUAUUAGAAAAAAGUGCAGAAAAUAAUGAAACAUCCAUGAUGAACAUUACUCCUAAAUUGAUAGAGCAAUUUUCCAAGAAAAAUGGUGGACAUUACAAUCGAAUGAUUUGUCAUACGGACGAGUUGGUGAACUAUUGGGAAUAUGAAAUCAAAGUGAGAAAAGACUUAAGAAGGAGAGAUGCCAUCUAUUCGAAAUUAGGCUACUUUUUUGAAUGGAUUCAAAGAUGUUUAAUUGUCAUGUUUUGUAUCUAUUGUUCAUUUCAAGACCAUGUGAUGGUCAUGAAGACUGGACUCGAUCAUCCCAUCUAUAGUUGGACGAUCUAUUCGGAUUAUGCAUUUUACAUUGCAUUCUUUUUGGAACCACUGUUGAUUGCGAUUGAUUUUUUCAUCUUUUCAUAUUAUCGUGAAUUAGUGCCCAAUGUUAGGAAGGCCUUUCAUUGUUUAUUUUCCAAGAAAUUUAUGGACAGCAAGACUCGAUAUAUUCCAGUGACAAUGGUAUCAUUUGCAGCGUGUUUUUCUUUUAUUUUUCGAUUGAUCAUGUAUUUUACAUAUGAUGCAUCCUACAUUUAUAAGAGAAGAUUGUACUUUGCAGAGAUGGACCAGGAACAAGCAAGUUUAUAUGAGAGGACACAAUUAAUCAUGUUUAAUGGUGAGGAACAAUUCAGAAAUAUACUCAAAACAGGAAAUUUAAUCAUGACCAUUCCACUUGCUGCUCUCUACUGGAUUCCAUUGAAAUUAUCCCAAGUGUCCAAUACUAUAUUUUCAUUUGGAAUCGUUUUAUGUAUUCAAUGCUUUUCAUUGGUGUUAUUAUGUUCAUGGAAGCCACCUUUGAUAGCAUUUGUGAUAUGUUUGGGAGUGUGCCAGUGGAUGAAAGAAAAAUGGUUUGGAACUUUAUUGAUACCAUUUGUAGUGUCACUGACAUUGGCACAUUUUGGUUUGGAACCAGUGUUUGUAUUUACUCCGUAUGCCGUGUAUUAUUUGACUUGUGGUCAUACCGGAAAUUGGAAUUCAAAUAUUGAAGAGGCAUUUAACAAUAGAUGA